AUGGCACUCAAGAGAAUCCAGAAGGAGUUACAAGAUUUGGGACGCGAUCCACCGGCACAGUGCUCUGCCGGACCUGUAGGCGAUGAUCUGUUCCAUUGGCAAGCUACAAUCAUGGGACCUCCUGAGUCUCCAUAUCAAGGGGGAGUCUUUUUCCUCACGAUUCACUUCCCGACAGAUUAUCCUUUUAAACCACCAAAGGUCGCUUUUACAACGAGAAUCUAUCACCCUAAUAUAAAUUCGAACGGCAGUAUUUGUUUGGAUAUUCUUAGAUCGCAGUGGUCUCCAGCAUUGACUAUAUCGAAAGUUCUGUUGUCGAUCUGCUCACUACUAUGCGAUCCAAAUCCUGAUGAUCCCUUGGUGCCCGAAAUCGCUCGAAUCUAUAAAACAGAUCGCGACCGGUACAAUCAGUUGGCACGUGAAUGGACACAGAAGUACGCGAUGUGA
Molecule: messenger RNA, 444 nt
Organism: Necator americanus (New World hookworm)
Lineage: Eukaryota; Metazoa; Nematoda; Chromadorea; Rhabditida; Ancylostomatidae
Exons: 5
Coding region: 1-444 (147 amino acids)
Biological process (GO): protein polyubiquitination
Cellular component (GO): nucleus
Molecular function (GO): ubiquitin conjugating enzyme activity
Source: RefSeq, a predicted model, not a curated record